Messenger RNA from Trypanosoma rangeli, 966 nucleotides. RefSeq lists its product as uncharacterized. The record is from RefSeq and is a predicted model, not a curated record. Bases 1 to 966 code for a protein of 321 amino acids. The transcript has a single exon. NCBI's taxonomy places the organism in Eukaryota, Euglenozoa, Kinetoplastea, Trypanosomatida, Trypanosomatidae.
AUGCCACUGCCCCCCCCAAGGACAUCCGUGACCACGACGCAUGACGCCACAUCUUUGAAAGGCAAAAACACUACGGCAGGGACGACGACGACGGCGGCAGUGGGGGUUGUGCAGGAUGGAGGGCGUUUAUCGGUGUUCAGCAGCACUUCGCCGCGCCCAGUGGAGGCCCCCGCACGGGAGGAGGAGGAGAACGCACGACGCAAAGGGCGUGCCAUCCAGCGGAAGAUCCUGCGGCCACUCAAGUCCGCCAUGCCAGAGGUGAAAACAGAAAAGGUGCCGCGUCCACUGCCAUUGCCACCUCGCACUUCCGAAACAAUGACGCCGGGGGCCGCAUCUAAAACUGCUUCCGUGACGAGCGCUUCUAGAAACAGUGUUCAGUCGGUUCCUUUACCGCAGCCACAGGCACUGCCGCCGUCAAUUUUUGACGACGCACCUGUGCAAGCCAGCCUGGAGUACUUGACAAGGCCCCAUCGCUCAUGGGAUAGCGCCGUCAAAAUUAGGGAGCGGAGAGGCAGGAGACAAGAACGGGGAACCGCUCGUCGUGCGUGGCGCAGCAGCAGCAGUCUAUCUAAUUCUUUGGCGAGCUCCGCAAGCGUGUUGUGUGCCUCCUCAAAUAGAAUGGUGAGCCACUCCAGUCUUAGUGUUCAUAGUGCGCCUCCUAUGCUUAGUCAUCCUCACGCCUCAGUGUCACCUGGAAACACGCCGGGAGGUGGUACGCUCCGCCGUGGCCGCUUUGGGGUGCCGCUGAAUCUUCAACCCUCCCCGGAGGGUCUCGCCGUUGACGGGAGCAGCCUUUCGUUGUCAUUUGCUUCUUCAACGAUGUCGCAUUUGAAGCCACUACCACAGGACCAAGCUUUUUUUCCUACGACGAGGAGUAAUACGCUUGGAAACGCAUCCGCCCAGGGGCGGGGCGCGAAUACGCCUGCACUGGGAAGGGUGCGAGAGUUCACAUUUACUAUGCAGUAG